Amblyraja radiata (thorny skate) is the source of this 1678-nucleotide messenger RNA. RefSeq names its product NAD(P) dependent 3-beta-hydroxysteroid dehydrogenase NSDHL (gene nsdhl). Bases 471 to 1508 code for a protein of 345 amino acids. The record is from RefSeq and is a predicted model, not a curated record. Gene Ontology annotation, biological process: steroid biosynthetic process. NCBI's taxonomy places the organism in Eukaryota, Metazoa, Chordata, Chondrichthyes, Rajiformes, Rajidae. The transcript has 7 exons. Gene Ontology annotation, molecular function: oxidoreductase activity, acting on the CH-OH group of donors, NAD or NADP as acceptor.
AAGCUUGUGUUUGCGCGCUAUCCAAAUAAAAGACUAUGCAUGAAUACAGUUGAGCACAGAUAAAAAGUACACCAUUUAGUGCAGUAUUUGCCAUGUCCAUUCACGCACUGUAACCUGCAGAGUGAUUUUGUGAAUGGGUUCAGGGGAAUCAUUGAAAUAGAUCAGCGUUCGCAAGUGAAACUUAACUGGCUUGCGAUUGGUUAGUGUUGCAAAUGCCGCCACCAGCCCAUGGUCGUUCGGUGAUUUGAUUGGAUUGUGGAGCAAUCACCAGAGCAGAGGUUUGCUUUUGCACCAGUGAGAAGGGAGAGGACUUCCCCUUGGACCGGGUCGUGGUGGUCUCGUCCUGUCCCCGUGCUUUGGGUGAAACGCUGUGCGCCGUCUGCUUCAAAGCAAAGAUCCUAUAGCAAGCUUUGCUUCAAAGAUCCUAUAGCUAUAGCUAAGGAUCUUUGGUCUGCUUUGCUGCGGGAGGGAUGGCUGCGCGUCUGCGGCAGAAUAACAAAUGCACUGUUAUCGGGGGCUCUGGAUUUCUGGGCCAACGACUCGUGACGAAGCUUCUGGAGAAGGGAUACCAUGUUAAUAUUCUGGAUAUUAGAAAGCCAUCUGCGAUUGAAGGAGUUCAGUUUUUCAGUGCAGAUCUGUGCUGUAAGGAGGAUAUACUGCCAGCGGUUCAGGAUGUGAGCAUUGUAUUUCACUGCGCCUCUCCACCACCUUCCAGUGACAACAGAGAACUCUUCUACAAGGUCAAUUACACGGGGACCAAAACCAUAAUUGAAGCCUGUAAAGAAGCUGGUGUUCAGAAACUGGUGCUAACAAGUAGUGCUAGUGUUGUAUUUGAAGGUACAGACCUAAAGAAUGGCUCUGAAGACCUACCGUAUGCUAAAAAACCCAUCGACUACUAUUCACAAACAAAGAUCUUACAGGAAAUGGAAGUUCUCAAUGCCAAUGAUCCAGAUCAGAAUUUCAUGACAAUCGCAAUUCGUCCUCAUGGCAUUUUUGGACCACAAGAUCCACAUUUAGUCCCUGUCCUUGUACAGGCUGCAAGGAGUGGCAAGAUGAAAUUUAUGAUUGGUAACGGUAAGAACCUGGUAGACUUUACCUAUGUUGAUAAUGUUGUACAUGGGCUAAUCCUGGCAGCAGAGAAUCUUCACCGAAAUUCACACAUCUCUGGAAAGGCUUAUCAUAUCACAAAUGAUGAACCGAUUCCCUUCUGGACUUUCUUAUCUGAGCUUUUGGUUGGAUUGAAUUAUGAUCCCCCAAAGUAUCACAUACCUUAUCUAUUGGCUUAUUAUUUGGCUGCCUUGCUUACAAUUUUACUAAUGCUGCUGAAGCCAUUUUUGACCAUUAAGCCUACAUUCACUCCCAUGCGAGUAGCAUUAGCAGGAACAUUCCACUAUUACAGCUGUGAAAGAGCAAAGAGAGAUCUGGGAUAUAAACCUGUCAUCUGCCUGAGUGAAGGAAUAAAGAAUACAAUUCAAAGUUUCACAUACCUCAAAAGAUUAAAAGAAUGAUAGUUUCAGUCAGUCAAUUAUCUGAUGUACUGCCUGGUUCUCAAUCACGUGGUAAUCAUAAUCAUACUUUAUUAGCCAAGUAUGUUUUGCAACAUGAGGAAUUUGAUUUGCCAUACAGUCAUACUAAUAUACAGCAACAGAACACAAAAUACAUUUUAACAUAAACAUCC